CUUUGAAAGCGACGACAGACGGAAGUCUUUUAGAAUCAGGCUGAUUUGAUGUUCUGUGUUGGGACAGUGUUGACCUGAAAGAUGUCUGCAGGAGCAGAAGGAGAUGUUUUGUGCUUCUUUGUCAAUGGGAAAAAGGUAACCGAGGACCAUGCGGACCCUGAGACCACGCUGCUGUCCUUCCUCAGGGACAAACUGAGGUUAACUGGGACCAAGUAUGGCUGCGGCGGCGGAGGCUGCGGGGCUUGCACGGUCAUGGUGUCGCACUACCAACCCGCCACCAAAACCAUCAUACAUUACGCGGUCAACGCCUGCCUGCUGCCGAUCUGCCAGCUUCACGGAGCCGCCGUCACCACGGUGGAGGGCGUCGGCAGCUCCCGGACCAGGAUCCACCCUGUCCAGGAGCGGAUAGCCAAGGCCCACGGCUCCCAGUGUGGCUUCUGCACCCCGGGGAUGGUGAUGUCCAUGUACACUCUGCUGAGGAACAAACCUCAGCCCACCAUGGAGGACAUCACUCAGGCUCUGGCUGGUAAUUUGUGUCGGUGUACUGGAUAUCGACCCAUUGUUGACGGCUGCAGGACCUUCUGUCAGGAAGGGAAUUGCUGCCAAGCCAAUGGAGCUGCAAACUGUUGCCUCAACGGAGAGGAAACCCCUGAUGAGGCAGAACAUAAGAAGCCCCAGUUGUUCGACAAGGACGACUUCGUGCCACUGGAUCCGACACAGGAGCUGAUCUUCCCUCCUGAACUGAUUCUGAUGGCAGAAACGCCAAACCCGCAGACGCUCAGUUUCCGUGGGGAGAGGAUGAGCUGGGUGUCUCCGGCCUCGCUGGAGGAGCUCGUCCAGCUGAAGACCAGCAACCCCGCAGCUCCGCUCGUCCUUGGGAACACCAACAUUGGUCCUGACAUUAAGUUCAAAGGCGUCCUGCAUCCUCUGAUAAUAUCUCCAACCAGAGUGAGGGAGCUGUUCGAGGUCACUCAGACGCCACAUGGCGUUUGGGUGGGAGCGGGCUGCAGUCUGUCCGAGGUUCGGUCUGUUCUGGAGAAGAUGGUGCCGGACUUUCCGGAGGAGAACACCGAACUGUUCAGAGCUCUGAUCCAACAGCUGGGGAACCUGGGGAACCAGCAGAUCCGCAAUGUCGCCUCUCUCGGGGGCAACAUCAUGAGUGCGUACCCAAACUCAGACCUGAACCCUGUUCUGGCUGCCGGGAACUCCAAAGUGAGCGUCAUUUCCGGCGGAGGCAGACGAGAGGUUCCGCUGAAUCAAGACUUCUUCGUGAGCUUCGGAAAAACCAUCCUGAAGCCGGAGGAGAUCGUUGUUUCUGUCUUCAUUCCCUUCUCCAGAAAGGGGGAGUUUGUUCGAGUUUUCCGUCAGGCUCCGAGGAAGGAGAGCUCCUUCGCCACGGUGACGGCCGGGAUGAGAGUGUUUUUCUCAGAAGGAUCCAGGGAGGUGCAGGACCUCAGCAUUUACUUCGGAGGAAUGGGGCCGACCACGGUCAGCGCCGCCAAGACCUGCGCAGCUAUCGUCUCGAGGCCCUGGGAUGAUGAGACCCUCAGCCGGGCCUAUGACGUCCUCCUGGAUGAGUUGGUCCUCCCUCCUUCGGCUCCUGGAGGAAAGGUGGAGUUUCGUCGCUCUCUGACUCUCAGCUUCCUCUUCAAAUUUAACCUGGAGGUCCUUCAGAAGCUCAAAGAAACGGUAGGACGGGGAACUGAGUUAGAAAAACUGCAGUUUCUUUGUGUAUACCAGAGGCUGAGAAGGAGUUUGUGUUUGCAGAAUGUGAUGACGGAGGAGCUCCCUGAGCUGAUCCAGCCUUUGCCCCGAGACAUCCAACCCAGCCUGCAGGAGUUCCAGCAUGUGUCAAAGGACCAGAGCGAGCAGGACCCAGUGGGGCGUCCCAUCAUGCACCGCUCUGCCAUCAGCCAGGCCACAGGCGAGGCCGUGUACUGCGACGACAUCCCCAAGAUGGACGGGGAGCUCUUCCUGGUUCUGGUCACCAGCUCUCGAGCGCACGCCAAAAUCACAGGGCUGGACGCGAGCGAGGCUCUGCGGCUUCCCGGUGUCGUCGACGUCAUCACGGCCAAAGAUAUUCCUGGGAAGAAAGCCCGUGUGAUGUUUGGAUACGAGGAGGAGCUGCUCGCUCAGAGUGAGGUGUCGUGCAUCGGUCAGAUGGUGUGUGCGGUGGUCGCUGACACCAGGGCGCAUGCCAAACGAGGAGCAGCAGCCGUGAAGAUCAGCUACGAAGACCUGCCUGACCCGAUUUUUACCGUAGAGGAAGCCAUUGAGAAGUCGUCUUUCUUUGAGCCUCGGAGGGUGAUUGCGAGAGGGGAUGUGACUGAAGCCUUCAAAACUGUCGACCAGGUUUACGAAGGUGAGGUCCGACUGGGUGGCCAGGAGCAUUUCUACAUGGAGACCCAGAGCAUGCUGGUCGUUCCUGUCGGCGAGGAGACUGAGAUCGACAUCUACGUCGCCACUCAGUGGCCGGCGUUGAUGCAGGACAUUAUUGCGGAGGCGCUGGACAUCCCGUCCAACAGGGUCACCUGUCACGUCAAAAGGAUAGGCGGAGCUUUCGGCGGGAAGCUGACUAAAACCGCGAUACUGUCUGGUAUCACGGCUGUGGCUGCAUGGAAGACCGGUCGUGCAGUGCGCUGCGUCCUGGAGCGAGGCGAGGACAUGCUGAUCACAGGAGCCCGUCACCCCGUCCUGGGGAAAUACAAAGUGGGUUUCAUGAAUGAUGGAAGGAUUGUGGCGGCGGAUGUCCAGUUCUUCAGCAACGGUGGCAACACCAUCGAUGAUUCUGUUCUGGUAGGAGAGAAGAUGCUGCUUCACAUGGACAACGCCUACAACAUCCCCAACCUGCGGGGCCGUGUCUCCGCCUGCAUGACCAACCUGCCCUCCAACACCGCCUUCAGGGGCUUCGGCGUGCCCCAGAGCCUCAUGAUCGUGGAGAACAUGCUGAACGACGUGGCCAUGGUGCUGGGACGCCCUGCGGACCAGAUUCAGGAGAUCAACAUGUACAAGGGGCCGUCGGUCACCCACUACAAGUUUGAGUUCAGCCCAGAGAACAUGCUGCGCUGCUGGGAGGAGUGUAAGGUCAAGGCUGAGUACGGCGAGCGCCGCAGAGCUGUCGACCAGUUCAACCGGCAGAACCGCUGGAAGAAGAGGGGCAUGUCCAUCAUCCCCAUUAAGUAUGGGGUCUCGUUUGGAGAAGGUGUCUUCACUCAGGCUGCAGCUCUGGUCCACAUCUACAAAGACGGCUCGGUCCUGGUCAGUCAUGGCGGGACGGAGAUGGGACAGGGGAUCCACACUAAGAUGCAACAGGUGGCGAGUCGGGAGCUUCAUAUCCCGUCCUCUAAGAUCUACAUCAGUGAAACCAGCACCAACACCGUCCCCAACGCCUGCCCGUCUGCGGCCUCCUUCGGCACCGACGCCAACGGCAUGGCGGUCAAGAAUGCCUGCGAGACUCUGUACAAGCGGCUGGAGCCAAUCAGGCAGAAGUACCCCAAAGGAUCAUGGGAGAGUUGGGUCAGCAAAGCGUUUGUGGAGAAAAUCAGUUUAUCAGCCACCGGAUUCUUCAGGGGCCAAGACCUUUACAUGGACUGGGAAAAUAUGAAAGGGGAGCCCUACGCUUACUUCACCUACGGAGUGUGUUGCUGUGAAGUGGAGCUGGACUGCCUCACAGGAGACUACCGGACGGUGAGGACGGACCUGGUGGUGGACAUCGGCAGGAGUGUGAACCCCUCGGUGGACAUCGGACAGAUUGAAGGGGCGUUCAUGCAGGGUUUGGGUCUCUUCACUAUGGAGGAGUUGAAGUUUUCCCCCUCCGGGCUCCUGUACACUCGAGGUCCGUCUCAGUACAAGAUCCCCGCGGUGUGCGACGUGCCGCUUCGAUUCAACGUUUAUCUGCUGUCGGACUCCCACAACCCCCACGCCAUCUACUCCUCAAAGGGUAUCGGAGAACCCAUCCUGUUCCUGGGCAGCUCGGUGUUCUUCGCCAUCAAAGACGCCGUGGCUGCGGCCCGCUCUGAGUCCGGAUUGGUCGGCCCGUUUUCCCUGGACAGCCCCGCCACGCCGGAGAGGGCCUGUCUGGCGUGUGCCUCCCCGUUCACGAAGAAGAUUCCAGCCAGCGAACCAGGAUCAUUCAAACCGUGGGCCUUAAACAUCUAACCCUGAGUCUGUUUUUCUAAAGCCAAGCUGAGCGUGAGCUAAAUCUAACUAACAACGAUUAAAUCACAGUUUUUUUGCUAAUCUUCUCUUUUCUCUUUAUGUAAAAUCAAAAUAAAAAAAAAUCUAAUCAAACAAAUGAGACUUGUGCUCCUACAGUAUCGCUUUGUCAGAAGAUUAAGCAGCUAGUGAACAUGUUGAAUAAACGCAGCGUUUCCUCUGUGUUCACUCAGCACGCAGCCACGCUGAGCAGUCCGGCCUUUUUGUUUCUAUGUGACCUUGGACGGACUGAGUAACAUCCUGGCCCGACUUCCAGCUGCGAGACAGUACUUGUACGUUAGUGUAGUAUCUGAGCCUGCAUUCUGUACUGUCUCCUGUGUAUUCGUUGAGUUUCGUGGUUCCCAGUUCGGGAUGGCCGUUGCAGAUGAGCUCAGUGUGGUUUUGUGUUAUGCUUCAUGCUUGUUCCUAUACAAAUAAACAUGAAAUAAAAUUUUGAGCUGACACCGCA
Messenger RNA from Scatophagus argus, 4663 nucleotides. It is a transcript of the gene aox6, whose product is annotated as aldehyde oxidase 6. Lineage: Eukaryota; Metazoa; Chordata; Actinopteri; Scatophagidae. Bases 82 to 4158 code for a protein of 1358 amino acids. The record is from RefSeq and is a predicted model, not a curated record. The transcript has 34 exons. Gene Ontology annotation, molecular function: FAD binding; xanthine dehydrogenase activity; molybdopterin cofactor binding.